AUGGAUACGGUACAAAAGCAACAAGCUGUACAGCAAGCUGGAGUGUCACUCUUUUUUGCACAAAUUUCACAAACUUCAAGUUCUAAUGCGAACAACUCAACACAUUUUCAACAACGAAGUUCACAACUUCAGAACCAACAGGUAGCCUUGAAUCCAAAUGCUCCUGCUUUCCAACCAACAAGCGAAAGUGUUCCUGGUUGCAAUACCCGACACAAUUUUUAUGCGUCUCAAGUCCACGGUACUCAAAUUUUAUUAGCCACUGCGAUCGUUAGAGUUAAAUGUGAAUAUGGAAGAUUUUCAGAUCUCAGAGCACUUAUUGACCCAGGCUCAGAUGCCACCUUUAUCUCUGAGUCAGCAGCAAGGCUUUUAAAUCUCACCCAACACCAAACAAAUGUUAAUGUAUCAGGGCUAGGGAAGGUCAGCAGCGGCAUCAGUCAAAGUAACGUUAACAUAAUGUUUAAAUCUAAACAUUCGACGUUUGAAGGCGCAACCAAAGCGUACAUUUUUAAAUCGUUGACUGGCCUUCUUCCGGCCCACAAAAUGAUACCACACAAUUAUGAUCAUUUGGCUAAUUUGCAGUUAGCAGAUCCUGAAUUUUAUGUUCCCGCUCCAAUCGACAUACUUUUCGGCUCAGAUGUUUAUCCGGACAUUAUAUUACGGGAAAUUAUUCGCAGCGAGCACGUAGUCGCUCCCAUUGCACAAAACAACCAAUUGGGGUGGAUUAUAUUGGGUAAGAAUCCUGAAGUUAUUCCAAAGCCGAUCCGAAGUUUCUUCCAACACAUUGAUCUCGAUACACAAAUCCGAAAAUUUUGGGAGAUUGAAGAAAUUCUUUUCGUGAUUCGAGCUUCAGAAGAGGAUAUUGCCUGCGAAAAGUAUUUUAAUGAAACAACCAAGCGAUUAUGUGAUGGGCGGUACGAAGUGAAUCUUCCAUUUAAAGUAGGAUUUCAUCCUGAACUAGGAUCCAGCAAAGAAAUGGCAACUCGACGUUUUUUAUCUUUGGAACGACGAUUUGAAAGGGACCCAAAAUUGCAAGAAAGUUACAGCCAAUGUAUCAUGGAAUACCUUAGUUUGAAACACAUGGAAGAAGUAGACGUAAACGACCCAAUUUUGAAAACCCCUUUUCACUAUUUUCUUCCUCAUCAUGCUGUAUUUAAAGAAUCGAGUUCUACCACAAAAUUAAGAGUCGUUUUUGAUGCAGCCUCAAAAACCUAUGAUGGUACAUCCUUAAAUCAACACCUGAUGACAGGUCCUAAACUUCAAGAAAACAUUGUUGACAUAAUUUUAAAAUGGCGAGCAUUCAAAUUUACAAUAACAGCUGAUAUUGAGAAGAUGUAUCGCCAAAUUUUUGUGCAAGAACUGGAUAGAUACUAUCAACUCAUUAUUUGGCGUGAAAAUCCAAAGCAACCCAUCAAGGUCUUUAAACUGAAGACGGUCACUUUUGGCACGGCUUGUGCGCCUUACUUGGCCAUUCGAGUCCUACACAAAGCCGCUGAUGAUGAGUCUGAAAGGUAUCAAAAGGGAGCUCUUGCGGUUAAAGGUGAGAUGUACGUAGACGAUUUCAUGAGUGGAGGAGAUUCUAUAGACGAAACUCGUAUAAAACGCGAAGAAACACGAAAUCUUUUGGCGUCUGCAGGUCUCAAACUUCGGAAGUGGACGUCCAACUGCAAGGAUCUUCUGCAAGACUUACCCAAAGAAGAUUAUGAGAUAACUUUUGAAGUGCCUUUUCAAUCAACAGAUCAUGUCAAAACAUUAGACAUAAGAUGGAAUUCACAAGAAGACUCAUUUUCGUUCAAAAACUUUCAACAGGAAACCGAUGAAGUGACAAAAAGGACAAUGCUAUCAGCAAUUGCAAAACUUUUUGAUCCGCUUGGCUGGAUUGCGCCAUGUGUGAUCAAAGCCAAGAUCAUAAUGCAAAAAUUAUGGUGCAGAGGAACCGAUUGGGAUGAAACCAUUUCAUCAGAUCUUAAAGAAGAAUGGCAAGUUUUUCAGACGGAAUUGCCUUUAAUACAACACGUUAAAAUCCCACUAUGGAUAAAUACACAACAUACACAGAAAUCGGUGGAAUUUCACGGUUUUAGUGACGCGUCGGAGAAGGCUUAUGGAGCAGUUGUCUUCAUACGUGUCCUUGAUAAUGCCGAGAAUAUUCACAUGCAUAUACUAACAUCGAAAACAAAGGUGGCUCCAUUGAAAACAGUCAGUCUACCACGACUAGAACUAAGCACUAAGUGA
Messenger RNA from Eupeodes corollae, 2229 nucleotides. RefSeq lists its product as uncharacterized. The transcript has 2 exons. Gene Ontology annotation, molecular function: aspartic-type endopeptidase activity. The coding region runs from base 1 to 2229 and encodes 742 amino acids. Gene Ontology annotation, biological process: proteolysis. Lineage: Eukaryota; Metazoa; Arthropoda; Insecta; Diptera; Syrphidae. The record is from RefSeq and is a predicted model, not a curated record.